CAGUUUCAUUGAUUGAAAAAAAAAAAACAUAUAUUAAGAAAUGGAGGGUCCUAUCAAGUUCCUAUGCCUUCUUGGAUUUGUAUUCCUUGUUAGCAUUGCAAUGAUUCAUAGAGUUGAGGGUGCUGGUGAAUGUGGGAAGAAUACCACCCCAGAUAAUGAAGCUAUAAAGCUUGUUCCUUGUGCCACUGCAGCACAAGAUGAAAAGGCUAGUGUUUCUCAAAGUUGCUGUGCUCAGGUCAAGAAAUUUGCGCAGAACCCAAGUUGCCUCUGUGCAGUUCUGCUCUCUGACACAGCCAAAAUGUCUGGAGUCAACCCUCAAAUUGCCAUAACCAUCCCCAAGCGUUGCAACUUUGCAAAUCGCCCUGUUGGUUACAAGUGUGGACCUUACACUCUGCCUUAGAAGAGUUAUGGUCGUUGCUGAAAACAAGAUAAUACGUACUGUGACUACUGCUUUGUUGUAUUGUCUUGUAACUCUAUAGUUUCUAGCGAAUAAGAGCUAGCAUCUCGCUAGUGUCCACU
This is a messenger RNA of Gastrolobium bilobum, 519 nucleotides long. Its product is annotated as non-specific lipid transfer protein GPI-anchored 5-like. NCBI's taxonomy places the organism in Eukaryota, Viridiplantae, Streptophyta, Magnoliopsida, Fabales, Fabaceae. The transcript has 2 exons. Bases 41 to 400 code for a protein of 119 amino acids. The record is from RefSeq and is a predicted model, not a curated record. Gene Ontology annotation, molecular function: fatty acid binding. Gene Ontology annotation, biological process: systemic acquired resistance.